UUCCAGCUCUCAGCUCCCUAGGAGGAAGUGUUGGGAUCUGUCUCUGGUAAAAGCUGAACUAAUGGUCGGUCGGUAAACAUGGACACACGGAGGUGGUCCUCUUCUGCGACGGGCCUCCGGUUCCGGAACGUCUUCUUCUUGGUUCUGUUCUGCCGAACUGCGACAGCAGCAGCUGUUUCCCAGAAUGCUUUGCCUGCGCCGAGCGACGUCCUGAUUAAGCAGACGCAGCUCACCUGGAACGCCACGGCGAAUGACGCCACGUUUACCGUCCAGUACCGUGGCUUUUACGACGGCGGCUGGACGCCCUUGGAGACGUGCAGCAGCACGCCCCUCACUUCCUGCGAUGUUGCUCUGGUGCAAGCCGGCGAGGAAAAUGGCUGCGUCCGUCUCCGUGUCGCUGCCAGGAGACACAGAGAAACAUCUGAACCGGUGGAAGCCUGCAGCAGAGGAGGACAUCCGUGCUCUCCAGACUUCACGCUGAGCGCCUCGCCCGGGUCCCUCACCGUCAACCUGAACCGAAGCCAGAACCUGGACUGGCAGCACGGCGGUCAGCUGAAGCAUCGCAUUUACCUCAGACGGCAGGGCGAAGACUGGCAGGACCACAUCUCGCACUCCUCCAAGUUCUUCGAUGGCUUGGAAGCGGGUCAGCGGUACUGUGUGAAGGUGGAGUUUGUUCUGUACGGACAGAAGAGCCUCGGCCCGGCCAGCUGUGAGCAGUGCCACACCGUCCCCGACUUCAGUACAUCCAAACAGACCCUGAUCGUCAUAGUCACCAUCGUCGUUUCUGGGAUCGUCCUGUUGGUCGUCUUCGCCUACAUCCAACUCUUCAAGUCCAAGAACAUCAAGCAGUUCCUCCAGCCCCCGUACACCAUCCCGCCGGGUUUCCAGGAGCGUCUUCCCACGGCCGGCCGUCCCCUGGUGGCGGAGAGUCCCUCUGAGGAGGACUACGACGUCGUUUCCAGUCUAACUCCAAGGCAGGACUGAGCCGCCUCGUCCCGCCGCUGCCGCGCCGCCGCCGCCGCCUCAGAGCGACUCGGAGGAGGAGUCGGACCUCCGUGGCUUCCUGCUGAGAACGAACCCUUUACAGAUUGUGUUUCACCUGCAUGGAGACGGAGACGCUCGCUUUGUCCCAGCAGGUGAACCUGGACAGGUGCUGAAGAGGGAGGCGUCCUCCUCCUGCAGCCGUUUGCACUUUUUAUAUUGGUUUCUGAGUUUAGCUGGACUGCGGCCUCCCAGGGACCCAUCAGGGAAAUCUGGGUCUCAGAACAUUGACGCUUCUCCAGCCCAAACUGAACUCCUGCUGAAAAGAGGAAAACGAGUCCAGAGCGAUCCGGAUCCAGACAGAACUCGUUUAAUAAGAAUCUAAUUAUGGAGUCUGGCCGGGUUCUCUACCGGACCGUCCAAGCUGAGCCAAAGGAACGUGAGCCGGAGCGGACCCCUUAGAGCAGGCGUGUCCAAAGUGUGGCCCGGGGGCCAUUUGUGGCCCCUAGACUGGUUUUGUGUGGCCCCCCAACAGCAUUUGGUCUGAUGGAGAUGGAAACAUUUUAUUUCUAUUAGGCUAAAAUUAAUGUAGACAGGUUAAGAUCUUACAACUGAAAACAUUUGGUACAACACAAUAUAUUCAUGUUUUUAAUAACCAAACUUUUUACAUUCUAUUUAAUUAAAUAAAACAAUUGUUUUAAAAUAAUAACCGGCCAAAAACCUGUUGCCAUAUUGUGAGACCAAAAAUAAUUCAUUUUAUUUUUAUUUUCAGUCAAGUCUAUUGAGUUUCUAACAUAAAGAAAAUGUGCAAAACCCAUUUGGAUCUACAGUGAUUUAGCAUCCUUUUCCUUCAGAAAAUUGGAAUAAUUAGUUUAAUUGAAAUCGUCAUAUUUUGUAAAGCAGGUAAAAGAAUCACAACAUCAUUUUUGGGUUACUUUUUAUCGAUAUUAUAAUUUAUUUUGGCCCUUGAGAACUUUUGACCUCAGAAUUUUGGCCCGGUUUUCCUGUCUGGUACUUUUGUUACCUUGGGUUUAAGUUUGUCAUUAAAUAGUAAAGCGUGAGGGGAAAAAAAGCGCCAGUUUUCUGAUGUUUCUGUUCAAAUAGCUGGAAAUGUGACGUUGAAUGUUUUUAUCUGAACAUGAGUGAACAGGAAGAUCUGGAUCCUCCACGGGAUCCAGUCAGCAUCUGAUCUGGAAACAUUUCUGCAUCAAAUCAGGAACUUUUCAGUGUAAGAAUGAGGUUUUUAAAAUAUUGGAUCCCAUUUUAUUAACGGUCUUCCUGAUCCUGACCAUCGUGAGUCUUUCUUAGCUUCUGUGCAGAACCCCGUCCGUCUGACCCACCCAGCACACCGGACUGGACCGGCUCCGCAGCACGAACUUUUAUCUAAAACUGUUGGAAAGGACAAUAAUGAUGAGAAAAUUAUUUUUUUUUCUUUUUUAAGAAAUGAUUUCUUAAAUGAUUUCUUCAAGAAUUUACAUCCAGCUAACUUUUAUUAAGAGUUCACAGAACCUGACUCAAGAGUGCUUCGUUCAGCAGCUGAACCUUCAGGCUUUGAAACGGUUUUAAAUAAUAAAAGCUGUAAUUAAUGCCCAUUUCUGUCUCUUGUGUUCGCACACGCAGUAGAAAAAGUUUGUGAAUUUCAUUUUUAAAACAGUUUGCAUCUUUACAGCUAAAGAGGAUCUGCAAGAGUCCAAUAAGCGGUUUCACUUCUUCAAAGUCAGCAUCUGAAACAACUCGAGUGGUUAGCAGCCGUAAAGUACUGCUUAGGAUUCAUUUUCAUUUAUUGUUUGAUUGGUUACGAUUCCUGUAAUUAUUUUUGUUUUUUAAAAAAAAAUGUUAUUUCAA
This is a messenger RNA of Fundulus heteroclitus (mummichog), 2826 nucleotides long. RefSeq names its product interferon gamma receptor 2 (gene ifngr2). The record is from RefSeq and is marked validated. Gene Ontology annotation, molecular function: protein binding. Lineage: Eukaryota; Metazoa; Chordata; Actinopteri; Cyprinodontiformes; Fundulidae.